Anguilla anguilla (European eel) is the source of this 2632-nucleotide messenger RNA. RefSeq names its product P2Y purinoceptor 3. The record is from RefSeq and is a predicted model, not a curated record. Gene Ontology annotation, molecular function: oxysterol binding; G protein-coupled receptor activity. Gene Ontology annotation, biological process: G protein-coupled receptor signaling pathway. Bases 773 to 2074 code for a protein of 433 amino acids. Lineage: Eukaryota; Metazoa; Chordata; Actinopteri; Anguilliformes; Anguillidae. The transcript has 4 exons. Gene Ontology annotation, cellular component: membrane.
AAUGUGCAGUUAAAUAUAUGCACAGGAACUAUUAGCUGCGUUGUCCGUAGAACAUGUGGUGUGUUUGCAUUAUCCUCACAGUUCUUUAACAAUACAUAGUCUGGUUAAAAUGUUUCUCAUCAAAUGGCCAGCUCAGCACUAACAGAGGAAGGGAGAAAGACUGGGGGGAGGGACAUAAUGCCAAAAGAGAGACAUAGGGAGGGAUGAGUGAGUCUGCCAACAGAGGUAUGACAAAUAAUAGGUAGAGGCUGGGAGAGGAAGGAGGGAGGGUUCUCUGGUACUGUGUCCUAACAUCACAUAGACUUUCAGGUCUCUUGACGACUGAGCAUUGGAGGGAGUCCUUGGCCAGUGAGACUAGAAUGGAGUCGUGCUGACAGAUUAGAAUUUUCCACAAUGUUUUCUCAGUACCUGAGAGGGGGGCCCACUAUUUAUACUACACAGCAAACAAUUACAAAAGCUAAAUGACUGGGAAAAUUACUGAAGGGAAAGACAGCAGCAGAAGAAAGGAGAUCCAAAAUUGCAUGUUCUCUGUUUGCACAUAUAAUUAUUAUUUGCACAGCAACCCAUGUGUGCCUUGAAGGGAAGACCACUCAUCAGUUUCACAUAAACUGCAGAGACACUGAUCAAAAGGAAAAGUGUGAGCAUAUACAAGCCUUGGAAAGAAAACCAGACUAUUGCAAAAAAGGAGACCUUGGAGAAGGCAAGCUUGGACCUCAGAAAAGGCUGAUAGAACUAAAAGGGAUACAAGAAAGUGGAAUAAAGGAAUGGGAGGAUGAGACAGACCUUUCCAAUUCAAUGGAAAGGGAUACGGCCAACGCUGACAACGGAAACAACAAUGUCAGCAGAAGAGAAAGAAAGGAGUGUUAACUUGACCUCCUCUAUCUACCCCUCACUCUAUCCAUCUUGCAGCAUUGAUGAAUCCUAUAAAUACAUCUUCCUCCCUCUAUGCUACUCCUUCACCUGUGUCUUCAGCAUCUCCCUAAACUCUGUAGUCCUGUACCGCUCCUUCCACCGCACCAAACGCUGGAAUGCCUCCCUCAUUUACAUGGUCAACCUAGCCUCCACUGACUUCAUGUAUGGCCUCUCACUGCCUUUCCUGGUGGCAAGUUACAUCAUGCGAGACCGCUGGGUGUUUGGGGACUUUAUGUGCCGCCUGGUCCGCUUCCUCUUCUACUUCAACCUAUACUGCAGUAUAUUUUUCCUCACCUGCAUUUCUGUGCACCGCUACUUGGGGAUCUGCCACCCUAUGAAGACUAUUACUAUGGAGACCAAACGGGUGGUCAAGGGGACCUGUGUUUUGGUAUGGGCUGUUGUGUUCGCCUUGACGAGUCCAAUAUUCCGUUUUGCCCAGACAGGUGAUCUCACAAGGGAAACGGAAGGGAGUGCUGGGGGCAAUGGAGUUAGUAACAGAGUUAACACAGGAGUAGUGGAAGCCUUCCAGAACUGCUGGGAUGAUGCCAUUGACAAGGAGUUUUCAGACUAUGUUCCUUAUGGGAUAGUGCUCCACCUGUUAGGUUUUUUUGUGCCAUUCACUAUCAUUGCCUGGUGCUAUUCCCAUGUGGUCUUGACAAUCUUCCGAACCUUGCGUACACAACCUCCACUUGAGGCAGGUGGACGAGGAACAAGUUGGGGCCGUGGAGGAGGAAGGGAGGGAAUGUCUGUUGUUUUGGGACCCCAUUCGCCCUAUGUCCACAGACGUCGGAAGUUCAUCAAAACCAUCAUUACUAUUACUCUAUUGUUUGCACUCUGUUUCUUCCCCUUCCAUGUAACUCGAACCAUUUUUCUGAUACUGAAAGUGACUAAGGGAGUGAAGUGUCACACCAUGCGAAUGGUCUCCAUCUGUUACAAAAUCACAAGACCACUGGCAUCAUUCAAUGCAUGGCUAAAUGCUUUACUGUAUUUUCUCACUAAGGACAAGGGGGGACCCUGUUGCCCUCCACCUGACCCUUCCCAUCAUGGCCUCCUCUGGCCACUUCGGAUGCUGGGAAGAGCAGGAGAUGAAGAGGAUGGUGUUGGAGAAGCAGCAAACAAUAAGGAAAAUGAGUCCAAAUCAUCAGGAAAUAAUAUCUUUUGAGUUAUGCUCAAGAGGGCAUGUAGGGUGGAACUUGUGAUCCUCAUAUGAAUGGGGAGUAUGUUAAAUGAAGAGGAUUCUUAAGACCUCACAGCUUAGUUGUCUACUCAGGAACUCAUUUGAAGAACUAUGAAACAAAAGUCAUGUUUUACUUAAGUGUAUUAUGUGUUAAACCAACAGUUGUUCCCAGUCUUUGGUACCAGAUGAGUUUUAUUAAAAGUAAAAAUUUUAAAAAAGAAACUGAUGUAUUUUGGCCUCCAUGACCAGGGUUCAGAAUCUCUGAAACAAUGGUAUAAUUCCAAAAUCAUCUGUAAAAAUCAAAUGUAUAAAACUUGAGCACUGCUAUACUUCAGGCCACGUAAAUGCAUAACCUUCAGAAAUUAUUGUGACAUUUUCCAAAGACUGUAAACUGUUGUACAAGUAAUAGUACCUAUAUUUAAGUUCAGCUUUUUGAACCAUGUUGAAAUGUGUAGUGUAAUGUAUUUCUUGUACACCGUUUACUUGCUAUGAUGAAAUGGAUUUUAAUUACAUAGGCUACAUUAAACCUGUUGAUUGAUCUUA